AUGAGUCUCCCAAGAAUACGAGGAGAUGGUAGGAUCAUGGCAACAUACGGCCAAUGCUCACAGCUCAACAACAAAAAACUUCACAGCUCCUCUCCCACAGAAGACUCUCCUCGAGAUGCCCUCCACCCUCGCAAGAAGCGAGCAGGCGCAGAGGCUGAGGGCCUGUGCGGAGCAUCGAACAACGAGGAAGCAGACAGAGAGAACAGGAACGAGAAUCCGAUCAGCAGUCAGCGACUGAACAUCAAGAUCGACUUCGAGCAUCCGAAGUUUGAAGAGAUGGAGAUGCAGGAGGGAGAGGAGGAGCGGACCGACAAGACUAUGACGGACCGGGAGCAGGAGGACAGUGAUAGCAGUGUCGACUGCUUCUCUCAGUAUCGGUUCUCAUCCUUGAUAUGCGCAUCGUCGCCUCCUACGCUUCUGAAUCUGAGGAGAGACGGAGGGUGCAAAAGGGAGGAGAAGGAGGAGGGGGGCAAGGAGAACAACGACGAGGCGCUGUCUACCUCGACCAACGGCAGCAGCUCUGCACUGGAGGACGAGGAGCUAUCCCAGUCCUGGCUGAGAGCGUGGGAGAUCCCAGCUGGAGUUCGGCAGGCCUACGUGGAGCUGGGGAUGCGCGAGCUGUAUGAGUGGCAGGUUCACUGUCUUGUCUCCACCUCGGCGCUGUCUCGUCGCACCAACUUGGUGUACUCUGCUCCCACCAGCGGCGGGAAGACGCUGGUAGCGGAGAUCCUGACCAUCCGCUGCCUGCUGCUGACGAAGAGAAGAGUCUUGUUCGUGGUCCCCUACGUCAGCCUGGUGCUCGAGAAGGUGGAGUACUUCCGCGAGCUUCUGCAAGGGGAGGAGGUCCGGGUGGAGGGCUACUGCCGCGGGGCCCAGCUCCUUACCAGGUCCCACGCCGACCUGGUCGAGCUGUCAAUCUGCACCAUCGAGAAGGCGUCUUCGAUCGUGAACCAGCUGCUUGUGGAGAAGAAGGGGGAGGAGCUGGGGGCGGUGGUGGUGGACGAGGCUCAGAUGCUGGGGGACGUUGGGAGGGGAUGUCUGGUGGAGAUCCUGCUGACGAAGGUGCUCUUCUCCCUGUCCUCUACCGUCCAGAUCAUUUGCCUGUCUGCCACGGUCGCCAACAUGGAGGAGCUUGCGAUGUGGCUGGAGGCGGAGCUGUACGUCAGCGACUUCCGUCCUGUGCCGCUCCUAGAGCACGUGGUUGUGGAGCUGAAGGUGGAGGACAAGGGCGGGAAGGUUGUGCGGGAGCUUCAGGGAGGCAGACACGUUGAUCGGGAUGGGAUCGUGAUGCUGUGCGAGGAAGCGCUCGCGCAGUCACAGACGGCUCUUGUGUUCUGUUCCACGAGGAGGUCAGCUGAGAUGUGCGCCAAGUUCGUGGCGGACAACCUGCAGGGAGACAGGCAGGAAGGGGAGGAGGGAGGGGAGGAGGAGAAGAGGAAGAGGGCGAAGAGGGAGAGCAUGCUAGAGGCUCUGAGGAACUCGGCAGGAGGAGUGGACCAGGUGCUGCAGCAGACGAUUCGUGCUGGGGUUGCGUUUCAUCAUGCUGGGAUGACGGUGGAGGAGCGGAUGGUGGUGGAGAGCGCGUUCCGAGGAGGAGACGUGAGUAUUCUCAUGUGUACUUCUACUCUAGCAGCUGGAGUGAACCUGCCGGCCGAUCGCGUCAUCUUCCGCUCUCCCUUCAUCGGCUGCGACUUCCUUGACGUCAACCGCUACCGGCAGAUGGCAGGGCGGGCAGGGCGAGCGGGAAGAGGAGGAGGAGCCGGAGGAGCAGGGGAGAGCUUCGUGGUGUGCGAGAGGAAAGACGCAGGUCGUGUGCGGGCGCUGCUGGCCGGGAAGCUGCCUCCUGUUUGCAGCAGGCUGGUGGAUCGGGAGAUGUGGGGGAGGCGGAGGCCGCUUGCUCUGUCCGGCCUCCGUCGGGCCAUCCUGGAGGCGCUGGACAACGAGCUGGUGAGGGAGGAGGAGGAGGUGAUGCGGUUCCUCAGAAAGUCGUUCCUCUACUCCCAGCUGGUUCAUGAGAGGAGGAGGGAUCGAGCCGCGGGAGAGCGGGCGGGGGAGCAGGAGGAGAGUGCGAGGGAUAGGAGGGUGAUGAUUGAGAGUUUGGUGGAGAGGAAAGGAAAAGACGACAAGGAGCGCGAGGAAAAACAAGCCAACAACAACGAGGACGAGGAGGAGGAGGAGGAGCAGCAGCAGCAGCAGCAGGAGCAGGAGCAGGAGCAGCAGCAGGAAGACGAGGAGGACGUCUGUUUGCGUCAGAUGAUGCAGGAGGCUCUUCGCUGGCUCUUCGCCUCCAACAUGUCCCGGCGGCAGGGGACGAGGGCAGGGGAGGUCAUCUUCUUCUGCACGCAUCUGGGGAAGGCAGCGGUGAGGAGCGGGAUGUCACCAGAGGACGCGGCGAUGGUGCAGGAGGACCUGAAGGAGGCGAUGAGCUCGUUGGCGAUGGAGGACGACCUUCAUCUCCUCUUCCUCGUCUCUCCUCUCUCCGACCUCUCCGUCCCCUGGCCCCACCUCUUCGACAUCUUCCAGUCCCUCCCCCCUCCCUGUCGCCGCAUCGCUGAGCGUGUCGGCGUGCAAGAACGCUUCCUCAUGCGCGCGAGGCUUCAUGGAGUUUCCUCCUCGUCCUCGUCCUCGUCCUCGUCCUCCUGCUGGCAGAGAGCUCUACAAAUUCACUCACGUUUCUUCUGUGCCCUCAUCCUCCGCGACCUUCUCCUCGAGCGAAAGAUCCCCGACGUUGCCCUUAAGUUUCACGUUCCCCGGGGGCGGGUGCAGCAGCUGCAGGAGGAGGCAGCAGCCUUCGCCGGGACCGUCUCCUCCUUCUGCGCGCGCCUGCGCUGGUGGCAGCUGCAGGUGCUGACGGCAGAGCUGCAGGAGAGGAUGCGAGCGAGCGUGAGCUCAGACGUGCUCCUCCUCCUCCGCUGCCCCUCCAUGAAGAGCUGGUGGGCCCGCGGGCUGGUGGAGGAAGGAAUCGGCUCGCUCAAGGCGCUUGGAGCUGCUGCGGUCGGGCGAGUGGCGAGAGUGGUGAGCUCUUCGAUGCCCUUCCGGUCAGAGACGCGAGAGGAGGAGGGAGAGGAGGAGAGGAGGAUCGCAAGUCGACUGGUGGAGGAGGCAAGGAGGAUGUGCCAUCGUGAGCAGGAGGAUGAUGGUGAGGAGGAGAUGGAGGUGAAGGAGCAGGGCUGCACGUGGUUCCAAGACCUGACGGAUGAAGCAGCCGCAGAGAAACUUUGCAGAAGACUUGCAGAGCAUCGAGAGAUUGGAAUGGAGGAGGAAGAGGAGGGAGAGGAGGGGAGAGAGGCAGGGAGCUUCAGGACUACCCUUGUGGUCUGCUGUGAUUAUCUGCGAGUGAAGCAGCAAUCUUGGCGGUCAGGAGGUCUUGCUGGAUUGGCUUUCAGCUUCAUGGAGGAGGAGGAGGAUGAGAAGAGGGGAGGAGAGGAGGAGACUGGAGGAAAGGGAAAGGAGAGGCAGGAAGCGGAGGGGCUGCAAGGGCAAGUGUUCUACCUCCCACUUCAACCGGAGCAGGAGGGGGCAGGCGAGGCCAAGAAGUGGAUGGGGAGGAUGAUGCAAAGCAGGAGGAUCAAGAAAGUCAUGAGGGACGCGAAGAAGAACAUCCGGUCUCUCCGUGCUCAUCGCCUCCCCGUCCUUGGACCUGUCGAAGACCCGUCGCUCGCUUCCUUCCUGCUGCGAGAGGCAGGCUGCCCCUCCCUCCCUCAACUCAAGACCGUUACCUCCUCCUCCUCCUCCGCCACCUCCUCUUCAUUUAUGAGAGCGUGUUAUGAGGCUGCGACGUUGGGCAAGGUACGGGUAGAAGAAGAGGAUGGGGAACGUUUGGGAAGGAAGAGGAGGGAGAUGAAGAAGCUGCGAAGGUUGCUGAGAUUGCAGGGGAUGUUUGAAUAUUUCAACGAGAUGGAGAUGAAAACGUGUAUGGUUCUGACGGCAAUGGAAGAGGAGGGGAUGCGAGUAGACUUGGAGGAGAUCAAGGGGCAGGAGAAGGAGCUGAGGGAGGAGCUGACCAGUCUGGAGGAGGAGAUGAAGUCAGUGGCGCAGGGCAGAGAGGUCGACCUCCGCUCCUCAACCUCCAUCGCCAACUUUCUCUUCCGCUCCCUUCACGUGCAGGAUGCUUGCGGGACUGGGAGGAUCGCAACCAGAAGUCCCAACCUGCAGUGCCUGCCCAAGAGGAGGAGGGAGAGGAGCGCACGAGACGCGAUCGUUGCGAGGGAAGGAUGUGUGCUGAUGAGCGCUGAUUUCAGUCAGUUAGAGUUGAGGAUCAUCGCUCACUUGUCGAAGGAUAUGAGGCUUGCAGCGGCACUCGAGGGUCAUGGGCAGCAAGCAGGAGCUGUCGACGUCUUCUGCGCCAUGGCGGCGAUGUGGCUCAAGGUACCAGCAGACAAGGUCAGUGAGGAGGAGCGUCAGAGGGCCAAGAAGGUCUGUUACGGCAUCCUCUACGGCAUGGGAUUGAACUCCCUUGCUCAAGACCUCAGGGUCAGCACCGCCGAAGCCAAUCAGAUGCUCCAAGCCUUCAAGGCAACCUAUCAUAAGACCAGCGAAUGGAUCAUGGGAACUGCAAGCGACAUCCUCCGAGCAGCGCUCAUAGCUCUAUCUGCAAACCUCAAGGAGGAGGAGGCAAAGAUUGUCAUGCAGGUUCACGAUGAAGUGAUCGUCGAAGUGAGAUCGGAAGCGGCACAUACAGUAGCCCAGCAGCUCUCAGACUGCAUGCGAGGCGCCUGCGACAUCUCCCCUCCUCUACGAGUCAAGUUGUCUCUCUGCCUGCUCCUCCACCACCCGACUGCCGCAGCAUCAUCGCAAUUUAGGGUGGGUUACAAACGGGGUUGGCGGGGAAUCAUCACCAGUACUGAGUUGGGGAUGGGGCUCAAGUUGGAAGACCAUCCUGUUGUUAUCAACCGCUUGUCGUUCUCCUACAACAAGCAGGAGGACAUCCUGAAAGACAUCAGCUUCCGCAUCCCCCCGGCAUCGCGUCUGGUGCUGGUGGGAAGGAAUGGAGCAGGCAAAUCUACCCUCCUCUCUCUCAUCGCAGGGAGGAGGAUGGCAGCGCAGCAGUCGAUCUUCGUGUACGGCAAGGAUCCGUUCAGAACGACGAGCGUGCAGGAGGAGGUGUGUAUUGUCACCUCCGACUGGCUGGCAUCGGAGGUGAUGAAGGUGUCGAUGAGGGUGGGUGACGUACUGGAGAACAUCGCGGCGAGCAGCAGGGAGGAGGAGCAGGAGGAGGUGAGGGAGAGGAUGGGGAGGCUCAAGGCUCUGCUGGGGGUCGAGGAGGACUGGAGGUUCUCCAGCAUCUCCGAGGGGCAGAAGCGUCGGGUGCAGCUGACGAUGAAGCUGAUGCGCCCCAGCCGCCUCAUCCUCCUCGACGAGGCCACCACAGACCUUGACCUCAUCGUCCGCAGGAACCUGUUGGGUUUCCUGCUGCUGGAAAGCCUGGACAAGAGGGCGUGCGUUGUCUACUGCACUCACAUCUUCGACGGGCUCGAGGGCUGGGCCUCCCACCUCGCCCACCUCGCCGACGGCUCUCUCCUUCGCAUGCUUCCCUGCCGAGAUGUCCCCGAGCUGCAGCCCAACUCGGACGCUCCUGGGUUCUUUGCGCUCGUCUCGAGAUGGCUGGGAGAGGAGGCAGGAGUUGCGAGCGAGGAGGAGGCGGUGGCAGACGUUCCGAUGGCACGAGAGGAUGCCCCGGUCAGCAUGCAGGCGAGCGAGUUGGAAUGGGGCUACCACCGAUCCCGCCCUCCCAUCCUCAGCCGCGUUUCCUUCACGUGCAAGCAAGGGGAGCGUGUCUUGCUCGCAGGAGCCAACGGGGCAGGGAAGUCAACGCUGCUGAGCAUCCUGGCGGGUCAACGGCUCGUCUCUCCUCCUGACUGCGUCCUCCUCCUUGGCUGCCGAGCGUUCGAGGACUACAGGAAGCUGAGCUCGAAGCUCGUGCUGCUUUCGCAGGAGUGGCGAUCAACACUGAGGACAUGCGGAGCAGGAGGGUCUGUGAGCUUCGAGGAGCUCUGCCGCAGUCUCCUGCAAGACUGCGGGUCGAGGACGGAGGAGGUCGCAUCUCGCCUUCAACGCCUCGCUAAGAUCCUCCAAGUCGAGAGCUCGUGGAAGCCAAAUGAGAUCUCAGACGGGCAACUGCGGAGGAUGCAGCUGGCGCUGAAGCUCGCGUAUCCCUGCGAGGUCAUGCUCUUGGACGAGGCCACAGUGGACUUGGACGUGCUCGGGCGAGCGGCGCUUCUAGCCUUUCUCAAGUCAGAGAGCGUCGAGAGAGGCGUCACUGUCAUCUACUGUACGCACAUCCUCGAUGGCAUGUCCGGUUGGGCAACGCGCGUGCUCUACAUGUCGCAGGGAUGUCUGGAGAGCUUCCAAGGGAAGCUGCUGGAGGAGGAGGGGGGCGAGAGGAUCGGGUCGAAGCUCUAUAGGUUCGUUCAGCGGCUCCUCAUCAAGAGCAGACAACAGCCCGUCGCUGCGAGCACGUUGGAGGAGAGGAGCGGGGGAGGUCUAGGUGUGGACACCUGCGUACUACCUGUGGGUUGGAGCCAACGUCAGACCCAGAUGCUCGGGGCGUUCGGUUCGCAUUCCUGGAUGGAGGAGGAGAAGGCUGAGGACGUGUCGCCGAGCGAGCUGCUGAACCUGGGAGAUGAGCUUGCUAGACUGCGGGAGGAGGAGGAGGAGGACGGAGAUCUGACUUCCGUGACACAUCUUGUGGAGGAGAUGGAAGAGCGCAAUCGGAGAGAUGAGCCUCCUCCUCUUGCAGCAGCAGCAGCUCCUCCUCUUCCUGCAUGUCAGGCCGAGAACAAGGAUGAUGCUGAUGUUGCUCGUCUCACCAUGGCGCUGAAGAUCGCCUUUGCAGGGCUCAAGGGCAAGAUCGAAGGUGCUCAGAGCUCGUUGGAGCAGGGGAACAUGCAUCAGUUGUACGCGGCUCGCACUGAAAUCGCGCGCAUAUGGCAGACCAUAGAUUCGACCAUGAGCGUUUACCAGGACAAGUUCGGAUCUGAAGAGGAGCAUGUCGAAGUCGAGAAGCCGAUCAGGCUCGCUGACGUUGUCGAGGAUGAUCUACCGAUUCCCAAGUCAUCCGGCGACAUCCCGUGGGGCUUCGACAGUCGCCGGCACAACACGGCGAUGCUCGAGGAGUUCGACACUCAGAACAAGGCCCACUAGAGGACCUUUAAGAAGAGGAGGAGCAUGUUUCAGAAUAAGACUUCAAUCAAUAAACUAGUACUUCAUCCAUC
Guillardia theta CCMP2712 is the source of this 7214-nucleotide messenger RNA. RefSeq lists its product as hypothetical. NCBI's taxonomy places the organism in Eukaryota, Cryptophyceae, Pyrenomonadales, Geminigeraceae. The record is from RefSeq and is a predicted model, not a curated record. The transcript has 25 exons. Gene Ontology annotation, biological process: double-strand break repair; DNA-templated DNA replication. The coding region runs from base 1 to 7143 and encodes 2380 amino acids. Gene Ontology annotation, molecular function: ATP hydrolysis activity; ATP binding; DNA-directed DNA polymerase activity.